Gossypium arboreum is the source of this 708-nucleotide messenger RNA. Its product is annotated as G-type lectin S-receptor-like serine/threonine-protein kinase SD2-5. The record is from RefSeq and is a predicted model, not a curated record. Gene Ontology annotation, biological process: protein phosphorylation. The transcript has 2 exons. NCBI's taxonomy places the organism in Eukaryota, Viridiplantae, Streptophyta, Magnoliopsida, Malvales, Malvaceae. Gene Ontology annotation, molecular function: ATP binding; protein kinase activity. The coding region runs from base 1 to 708 and encodes 235 amino acids.
AUGACUUUUCUUGUCGCUAUAUGCUUCAUGCUGUUGAAGAAGAUGAAAUGUGUAGGCAAACAACGGAAACAUCUUAAGUCACUUAUCUCAGGACCUCUAACAAGUUUUUCCUACAAUGAGUUGUCUUUUGCAACAGCCAAGUUUACUGAAAGGAUAGGAGGAGGCUUCGGAAUGGUUUAUAAAGGGGUUUUAAAGAAUGGAACAAUGGUUGUAAUAAAGCUGCUUGAAAACACCAGACAAGGUAUCGAUGAGUUUCUAGCGGAAGUGGACAACAUUGGGAACAUACACCAUGUGAACUUGGUGAAGCUAAUCAAUUUUUGUAUUGAUAAGCGCAACAAGAAAACAAGGAAGAAGAUUUUCCUAGAUAUAACUAAGGGCUUAGCAUAUAUUCACGAUGAUUGCCGACAAAGGAUUGCUCAUUUAGAUGUGAAGCCCCAAAACAUUCUCCUGGACGAUAGCUUCAAUGCAAAAAUAUCUGAUUUUGGGCUGUCAAAGUUGAUUAACAGAGAUAAGAGCCAAGUGGUGACCCAGAUGAGAGGCACAUUGGGGUACUUGGCUCAUGAGUGGCAACACUCGAGAAUCACCGUAAAAGUUGACAUUUACAGAUUUGGGAUUGUUAUGCUGGAAGUAAUCACAGGGAGGAUGGUGUUGGAUUACAGCCAACCUGAUUCGGAUGUUUGUUUGCUUAAACUGGUAAAAAAGAAAUGA